CCAUGGGCCUGAAUCCAAUUCUGGGAAGUCUGGUGCUUUUCCUCUGGAUCUGCUCAGGAUCCGUCCAAGGGGAUGAGGGGGACACCGAUUUGUCCUCCAUGCCAAAAACAGAGAACUGCAAAAACUACUACCUGCAGUUCAAGAGGACCUUCUCGGUCCCGGGGGACGUGGCCAUGCUCAACAGCACCCUGGUCUCCCCAGACGUCUUCGACUUUAGGACCGUCCCCCACAACAUCACCUGGUACAACGCCAGGACCAAAACACAGAUGAGCAACGAGACGGGGAGAGUCCUGGUCCUCCAAGAGACCCUGUGGUUCCUCAACGUCACAAUGGACGACAACGGGGAGUAUGUGACCAUACUGAGGACGCCCUCUCGCUGCUACAUGCAGUCCACCCUGCUGGUGGUGGAGCUGCCAGCGGCUGGACAGUGCGAACGGCCACGGAAAGCCGAUCAGACUCUCACCAAAGGAGCGUCGGACAUGCUGAGCUGCCCCCUGCAGGACGUCAUCACCAAACUGGACAACAAGACCAAAAUGACCGUGAAGAGCGUCGGGUUUCAAGACGGCGGCACCUACACCUGCACGCUGAGCUUCCAGCUGGGCGGGGUCACGGGCUCCGUGUCAGAGACCAUAGAGGCCACCGUGGAAGACGAGUAUUACAAAGUUCCACAACUGCACGAACCAGCAAAUGGGACCGUCAAAGCAGAGAUGGGCUCCAAUCUAACCAAGAAGUGCCUCAUAUACGUGCUGGGCACUGGGAGGCCGUUUAUCGACAUCCUCUGGAAGGUCAAAGAUGAGUUUAUUCUGGACAAAAACUCAUCCAGCCACAUCUAUACAUCAGACCAGCGCUGGUGGAAGGACAACACCAGCGAAGGCCUGUGGUCCGAGCGGCUGCUGACCAUCACCGAUCUGAGGGCCGAGGAUCUCCACCUCAACUACACCUGCCAGGCGCACAGCUCCAGGGGCACCCCGGAGGGAUACUUCACCCUGCUGCCGACAGACCCAGACGCCAUGACCCCCAUUGGGUCUGUUUUCGGGAGCAUGAUGGUGCUGUUUGUCAUCAGUGUGGCCGUCUACUACAGCUUUAGGAUCGACAUCGUGCUUUGGUUCAGGAGGGCUUGUCCCGUCCUCUACACCAAUAAAGAUCUGGACGGGAAGCGGUACGAUGCCUACGUGGCUUACCCUCAGCCCGGAGCGAUGGGAUUCACCGAGGAGGUGGAGAGGUUUGCCCUGCAGACGCUCCCGCAGGUGUUGGAGAAGGCCUGCGGCUACAAGCUCUUCAUAGCCGGCCGGGACAGUCUCCCAGGGCUCUCCGUGGUGGACUGCGUGGAGGAGAACAUUCAGGCCAGCCGCCGCUUCCUCCUGCUCUACGGCGCCUCCACCUUCUCCAGCAGGAGACACGCCAGCCACAACAACAACAACGUCUGUAAGGACGGGAGCCAGGACGGGGACGAGGGCCGCCCGGACAGCCGGCAGCAGAUGGAGUGUGUGGCGGCCAUGCACCGGGCGCUGCUGGAGGGGUCACUAAAGGUGGUUCUGGUGGAGCUGGAGGAGAUCAGCCCGGCUCAGCUGGCCCUGUUCCCAGAGUCGGUGCGCCACCUCAGGGAGAAGCAGGGCGCCGUCUGCUUAUGGAAGAGCCUCAGGAGGAGGAAAAGAUGGAGGACGUGCACAGAGGGGAGAGAAGACGAGGAAAAGGGGGGAAAGGACUCGCCGCUGCUAUCGUCUCUCCCUCCUUCCUGUAGGUUCUGGAAGGAAAUGAGGUAUCACAUGCCGGUCAGGGGCAAAAGGGAGGCGUAUCCGGAGAAAAGCUCCCUGCUGAGCUUAGGAUGAACUCAAACCGUCGUAUUCUGAUAAAAACCAGUAAAAAAACUUCAAACCGGCAAACGUGGACAAUGAAACGGACGGUUCAGAAUGAGUCUCAAUAAGCACCUCACAAACCGUCAAAGAAAAGUCCCACUUUGGUCCCAGUUUCUGAUUUAAAAAGGAGGUACGGGGGGGGCGGGCGUGAUGAAGAGGAGGCAGAAGAUGCUGAGCAGGAAAACAAAGGAACAGGAGAUUUUCUGCUGAUCAUCACUAGCCAUGUAAAAAAAAAAAAGUAAAUAAAAACAUGUAAAUAUGAGUACACACGCGCAUGUCAGAGUUCUGGAUGUUAAUACAAGCUGUGAAUAUUUUCAUUGGUAGAUGAAAAGUAAAAAAAAAAAGGUUAAUUAAAACUGUACAUUAUUUAAAAAGACACUUUUGGGAGCUUGAUGGAAAAGUGUUUAAAUACGGGUGGAAAAGCAUGUAAAUGCAAGUAUUUUUGUAAUUGUCGUAUAAAAAUGUAGAUAUUGUGUGUUGUCUUUGAGUCUUCUUUUUUAAACAGCAUUUAGGCGGUUUUAUGCACAAUGGUGGUUUAAACUGGA
Menidia menidia (Atlantic silverside) is the source of this 2401-nucleotide messenger RNA. The record is from the annotation of a GenBank genome assembly. Lineage: Eukaryota; Metazoa; Chordata; Actinopteri; Atheriniformes; Atherinopsidae.